Myotis daubentonii (Daubenton's bat) is the source of this 5566-nucleotide messenger RNA. It is a transcript of the gene ZCWPW2, whose product is annotated as zinc finger CW-type and PWWP domain containing 2. Lineage: Eukaryota; Metazoa; Chordata; Mammalia; Chiroptera; Vespertilionidae. Gene Ontology annotation, cellular component: nucleus. Gene Ontology annotation, molecular function: zinc ion binding. The record is from RefSeq and is a predicted model, not a curated record.
CCAGGGAGCCGGAGCUUGGAGGGGUGGGAAGAGGAGGAGGUGGGCGUGGCGUACUACGUAUCCCGUGAGUCUCCGCGGCGGGCCGGGGCGGGCCGCGGCGACGCGAGGAGGGGAGGCGGGGCUGAAGAGCUGGAAUAUUUAUCCAGUUCCAGAUGCUUCACAGAAGUAUAGGAGAAAUUGAACAAAAUUAGAUUAAAUUCAUUUAUGAAAAAAGAAAAAAUUUACUGUAAGAUAAUAGUAGAUUGUCAUAACACUGCAAUGGAUUCCUCCAUGGAAAACAAUACAUAUAUAAACAAAAUGUGGGUUCAAUGUGAAAGUUGUUUGAAAUGGAGGUUGUUGUCAACUGAGGAUGCAGCCAGAGUUGAUCACAAUGAAUCAUGGUAUUGCUACAUGAACACUGAUUUAAAAUAUAAUAAGUGCUCUAUUUCUGAAGAAGACUUUCCUGAAGAGUCUCAAUUUCAUCGAAGUGGAUUUAAGAUUGUCUAUUCACAGAUACCUGUUGGUAGCCUGGUUUUGGUAAAAUUCAAGAAUUGGCCAAGUUGGCCAGGGAUACUUUGCCCUGAUCCUUUGAAAGGUAAAUAUGUGACCUAUGACCUGGAUGGAAAUGUUGAACAGUAUCACAUAGAAUUCCUGGGUGAUCCCCAUUCAACAUCAUGGAUAAAUGCAACAUUUGUUGGAAAUUAUAGUAUCACAUUAAAGCCAGGAAAAUAUGAAAGUAGAAGGAAGAAGUGGUAUAUAAGUGCGCUACACGAAGCAUACCAUCUUUAUGGAUAUUCUCCUGAGCAAAGACUGGAAAUGUGCUGCCUAUCAAAACAGGAUAAAUCCAAAGCAGAUGACAAAGUUGCUGUUGUGGCCAAGAAAAGGUUGCCAGUUUCCAAAAAUAAUACUGAAACGAAAAAGCCCAAAUUCAGAAAAAGGAACAGGAAAGCUAUUUUAAAAUGCUGUUUUGAAAAUGUUUGUACAGAUGAUGCCUUAUCAAAGGAAAAUAUGGUUGUCUCUGAGACAGAAGUUUUACUAAAAGAACUGGAGCAAAUGCUACAGCAAGCUCUAGAACCCACAGCAACACUGGAAGGUCCCGAAGAGGAACGUGGGGAGGAAAUAAAUACAGGAGAAAAGUUGCCUCAGUGGGGCCCUGACGCUUCUGCAAGCAGUCCAUUUGAAAACCACUGUGAAGAUGACUAUGUUAUAAUUGACGGGAUAAAAUUAAAAGCUGGGGAAUGUAUUGAAAAUAUAACUAACAAGUUUAAUGAAAUCGAUGCUUUGAUAUCUGAAUUAUAGGGCAUUAUAAAUAUUUUCAAAAGGUAAUUAUAAAAACAAAGUCAAAAACUUAAAAUGUUUAGUGAAAUAGGUAUGUAUUAUACCAAAGUUGAUAUUUGUAAUAGCUUCCUACUUUACAUUUUGAGGAUAUACAUUGUUUUGAGGUUCAAUCAAAUGAUAUUUAAGUUAGUGUGACAAUUUAUGAAUUUAAGAAACCCUAAUGUUUGUAGUUUGUUUUUCUUGUUUGCCCUAUGUUUAAAAUGGGUUGUAAAACUUACUGCACAAAUACAUGCUUUACAAUGGUUAUUUAAGCCCUUUAUUCAAAUAUGGAUGUUAAGGUGGCUGACAAAUCUAUUAUGUUUCUUACAGAUAACUCAAAUCUAAUAUGUUUAGAGAAUGUGUAUUUGUAGUAGAAUUAAGCUAUUACAAAAUAAAAUAAAAUGUAAAAAUGGCUAUAUAACAGAGUUGGAGCUUUUCUUAAAAAGCAAAAAUGUUAAAUUGCCUUAUUAUAUUUGAAAUAAUUAUUUCAAGCACAGUGCUCAAAUUUGGCUAAUACUCUCUUGGGGAUCUUUGAAAGAUCAGAAUUCAGGACCCUUUUCCACUGAAUCAGUAAAUCUGGAAAUGGGGAUGAUCAAAUGUAGUUAAAAAUCUAGACAGAUGAGUUAAACAUAUUCACUAUAAAACAAAUCUAAACCAUAUAGAAAAGUGCAAAGCACAUCCUGCAAUACCGCUCUCAACGUCUCCCCUGAAACCCAUCUUCAGGGAUUGCCUUAGUGGGCGUUGGUCUAGACCGAGUUUUGUACGCAUCACAGUGUGUGUCUGGCCACAUCUAGUUCCAGCCUCAGCUAUCCUUCUCUAUGCCUGCCUAUCUUCCUGAGGAUAAGGGUAGGGAAAAGGACAUUCCAAAGAAAAGCAAGAGAGCAUCUGGGACCCGCUGUUAGUUGAAUUAGCUGGAGUGACAUGUGAUAGCAAGAAAGUAAGCUACAACAGAUGAGGGCUGUGUAGACAGGUGGAGGAGCUUAUAACUGUAGGGACCAAGGGAAGAGUUUAAACAGUAGAAUCCCUUUUCUACUUCAAAAAGAUCUCAUGAGCGGCAGGGUGGAGAACAGAGUGAGAGAGAGUAACCUUGGAGUCAGCAGACCAGUUAGAAGACUACUUUGGGUAUUCAGUUGUGAGAUUCUGAGAACCUACUGCACAAAUACAUGCUUUACAAUGGUUAUUUAAACCCUUUAUUCAAAUGUGGAUGUUAUUCAAGUGUGAAGUAUGGUGGUGCUAUGAUGGAGAGAAUUGGAUAGAUUCAGGCUAAAUUAAUACCAAUGAAUUAUUAGGAUUUAGGGACUGAAUAUAAGGAUGAGACGGGGAGUCAAGGAUGAUUCCACGUUUUUACUAUUCACAAUACAUGCAUAUUAGAAAUGUUGGACAAAUACCAAGUUUGGGCCAAACUGUGUGACUUUAGCAGAGAUUCUGUGCUACUUGUGCUUUGACAAAUCCUGCAUCCCGAUAACACUCUGAGUACGGAGUGACUAGAAUAAUCUCUCAACAUGUCAUAUUUAAAUUCUGUGUGGUAUAAAACAGUGAAGAUUAAGGCUUCCUUUCUUUCUUCCAGCUGAAUUUACUCCACAGCAUUUUAGAAAAACUUUUCCUUCUUUUCUUGGCAGUAUGAUUUUAUAUUCACAGCCUAUAAGAUGUCUCAAAGUAAUUAGUCCCAUUUUUUGUUACUGCUUAGAAUCAACUAUAAAAAUGACUACAAUUGUAUCUGAAGGACUUUAUCAGCAAUUCAAGUGUUUGACAUAACCCCCCCCCCCCCCAUCUAGAAGAUCAAUUAGGUCACUUGCAACUAAUUCCUGUUGGUGGAACAGUAAAUGGUCAUCAGAGUCCGAUUUCACAGGUCAGAUACUGGAAUAUUCAGAUUGAAUUUAUUUUUGCCAUGUUCUUAGUGUUAGGAGUCUGGAAUUUCCACUGAAGACGUUGUGUACUUGAGUAGCUCAAAAUAGUUCUAAGAGCAAUUAUUUGGGUUGGUUCUGUCUUCAGUGAAAACCGCAGACUCCUUCUAAGAAGAGGCUGGAGGAACCUCUAUCCAUGUGAGAAUAAAGGCUUUCAAAUUUCCUGAUAGAAUGUCCCCAGGAAAAGGGAUGAAGGGAGAGUCAGGGCUGAGAAUCCUGCCUGCCUGGCACACCCUCCCUGCUGGUACAUGUCCGGUGUUCCAAGGCAGGCUGUAUACUGAGAUGGCAUAGCAGUGGGGCUCUGCAAACAGAAUGCCUGCCUUCAGAUCCUGGUGCUGCCAUCUACUGGCUGGGAGACUUGGGGCAAGUUACUAAACUUCUCUGAGCCGAGGUUUUUGUUUUUUCAUCCAGAAAGCAGAGAACAUGUGGAAAACUAUGCAAGUUAUGACCAUGAUUAUUGUUGGCUUGGAGCAUUUCUUUUCUGACCACCCCUGCCAUGCCUCUUCUAUGCCCAUUGAACUAACAUGCUCCUUUGGACAGAACCUGAAGUAACACACCUGCUUUUGGGGGACUGAGACCAAGGACUGUGUGUGAUUAGCUGACGUGUAGGUCAGGCCUGGUAGUAGGCAAUACCUUACAAUUUAUAGCUAGAACCUCUUGCUAGGUCCAAGGAGAAUAUCAUAGGAAAUUGCAUCUGCCCACCAAGGGAGGUUAAAUUCUAAGUACACUUAUUAUAUCAAGUUUGGUAUGUGAGGUAUAAGGCAAUAUGUCAGGGCCUUGUGUCCAGGCAUUUGGGUUUGAGGAGUAGCUUACUGAUACCCUUUGGAAUGAGUUGGGUCAAGCCUGUCUGCCUACAUUCUCCAUGAACUUAGGGAAAGUCUGGGUCCAUUAGAAGCUGUGUCCUGAGAUCUGUAGAUCCUGGAGAGUUGAGCAUCAGAUCCAGCCCUAUAUUCCAGGAAGUCUUGGUUCAUUUGCCCAUGCUGGAAGUUGAAUUUAUGCAGGGAUUUCCAUUGGUAGGAGGCUUAGCUCUAUCUUUAUUGGAGGCUGCCUGUGCACUUUUGAUAGGUUAGUCUCUUGUUGCCACCAGUGAGGUGAACAAGGAAAUGCACUAUGUACUUGUAAAAGUCUGUAGCAUACCACAAUUAAAGACUUCUAAGUACUUCUUUAGGGGUGAACCCACUCUUGAUGCCUGCAACCCCAUGGAAGUGAUACUUUGGUCAAGUUGCUUUAGCCUCUCCGUGUCUCACUUUCCUUAUCUGAAAAAUUAGGAUGAUGGUGAUGAUCAUGGUAAUAAUCAUCUUAAUAAUACUAAUGUCCUAGAGUUGUUCAGCAGAAUAAAAUGAGUUCCGACAUGCAAAGCACCUAGCAAAAUGCCCAGCACAUUAUGUAACUGUCAUUACUAUUUUUACAGUCUAGUAAGAGAGAGACCUCUGAAGCAAUGCCAGAAUUGGGAGGGAGAACAGUGGGCUUGCUGGAAAGGGUGAAAGCCACAGGCUGAAUAAAGCAUGAAGGUGAGAAAAGCAGGAACACAAACACCCAGCCCCUAAUCCCAGUACCAGAAUGCAGGGGGUGGAGAGGGCAGGGGAUGGGGAUUAAGGCUGCGCCAAGCAGAUUGGGCUCUGCUCAAAGAAAUCCUCCUAUAUCAUCCUAAAGGGGCAGCACCUCAUUCAAUAGGGAAUCCAAGUCAUGCAGUCAUGAGAACAGUGAUCACCAGAAUCUGCUGGUUUAAACACCCACGGGUUCUGGGUGUUGCGAUUGGCUUGGAAUCAAGACUAUUCUGCAAUGUGCAUGAUUGGAGAAGGAGGGUGGGGGCAGCAGGCAGACAUUACUAUGCCAACCUGUGCCCCAUUGUCUGAGAAAACCGUGCCCUGAUGUUAGCUCAGAUUGUCAGCUUCCACAGCGAGCGCCUUAGGGUUGCCAGCAGGCAGCCAGUGACUGGAAGGUUAGGUGGCUCCGCGAAGUCUUAUUAAACUCUUGGCUGCCUGGAAAUAAUGCACCAUAGCCACAGAGUUUUAAAUGGCAAAGGAUCUCUGGCUGUCAGAGAGGUUAUAGGUAGAUACUUUCAUUUGUCCUCCAUGAAAGCUUAAUAUCAUUUUCUUCUGUUCGAGUCAACUCACAGACCUCAUUACUUCAAGUUCGCCGGGCAGCCAGAGCAGCCUUUUUGAUUUUACUGUGCUCUCAGAAUCUUGUUGGGGAAGAGCUAAUGCAUUUUUAACCAGCUCCAGCAAUUUAAAGCUCUUUGGUGCUAUAGCAUAUUAAUUCAGUUAUUGGUAACUCUCUUAGGUAUCUGUGUCAGGAGGGAUUUCCGCUCCUGCAGUUUGAGUUCCAGGAAGUAGGGGCCACAUGCCCUUCCCUUUGUGCCCCAC